AACCAGGUCAAACGGAAAGCCGGCGGACACCAAAUGCGCCGCCCGUCCUCGGACCUUGCAUAAAUAGGAACAGCAACCACUUGGCAGCCUCGCACUGUUCUCUGCUUCGAGCCUCCGAUCCCCCACUUUCAUCUUCAAGAGAUUUUUGCCCUGAACUGGGUGAUGGCGUGGCCACAGUUCAUGUCUUCGUCGUUUCCCUCUUCGGCCAAUACGGAACACAGUUUGAAACCCUCGAUUUACUUCCUCAAUGCAGCCGCCGAUCUGCCGGCGAACAACGGGUUCCGAUCGGGGGGCGUAGAAGAACAUCUUCUUCGAAAUCUGUGCGAAGGAGAGGCCGCCGGAAAUUGUACGGAGGUUUCUGGUGGGGAUGAAUCGGCGUUCAGGGAGGUGACUUUGGAGGAUUACUUGACUAAAGCUAGAGUAGUGAGAACAGAGGAUUUGAAGACAGCGGCGGCUGCGAGUGAUCGAAUUGGGCAAGAGGAGUUGGAGGAAACGGGGAAUCAGAUGGUGGGGAUUGCGGGUGGAGGAGCGGAGAGAGGAAGGGGGAGGAAGAGGUCGGCCGUAGAUUCGGUGGAUAGAGCGGCAUUGCAGAGGCAGAAGAGGAUGAUUAAGAACAGGGAGUCGGCGGCGAGGUCUAGGGAAAGAAAGCAGCAAUACACGAAUCAACUGGAGCAGACAGUGUUCAAGCUGGAGGAGGAGAAUGCUAUCCUUCUCAAGGAACGGGAAGAUCUUCUAAACUGGAGGUUUCAACAGCUUGUGGAAAAUGUGAUCCCGGUCGCUGAGCGGGAGAAAUCAACGAGGGCUCUGUUGAGAACUAAUUCCUUCCCAUAACAAAGGCUGGCGCAGCAGCAAAUGCAUUAGAAACCGAAUUGGCAAGUGCGAAAUCACUUUUUUAGCCAUGGAAUCGUAUAGAAAAUAGUUAACGGAAGAACCCGCUUAAGAAUUAGCAACGAAAAGAGAAAACCCUAAACGGUCACCGUAAGCAAAUUGGCUUUGGAAAGUAACGUUGUAGUCAGAUUUGGUGAUUUCUUAUGUUCCUACGUUACAUUAGU
Messenger RNA from Dendrobium catenatum, 1052 nucleotides. RefSeq names its product bZIP transcription factor 12-like. Gene Ontology annotation, biological process: positive regulation of DNA-templated transcription. Gene Ontology annotation, molecular function: DNA-binding transcription factor activity. NCBI's taxonomy places the organism in Eukaryota, Viridiplantae, Streptophyta, Magnoliopsida, Asparagales, Orchidaceae. The coding region runs from base 163 to 831 and encodes 222 amino acids. Gene Ontology annotation, cellular component: nucleus. The transcript is spliced from 4 exons. The record is from RefSeq and is a predicted model, not a curated record.